Oncorhynchus kisutch (coho salmon) is the source of this 2946-nucleotide messenger RNA. It is a transcript of the gene ginm1, whose product is annotated as glycoprotein integral membrane 1. The transcript has 8 exons. The coding region runs from base 309 to 1379 and encodes 356 amino acids. The record is from RefSeq and is a predicted model, not a curated record. Lineage: Eukaryota; Metazoa; Chordata; Actinopteri; Salmoniformes; Salmonidae.
UUGGGGGUGUUGUGGGUUUCCACUAGUUACCACAACCACAAAGUCAGAACGUCUAUAUGGUAAAAAUGUACGAAAACAUAAAUAUUUUUUUGUUGUCUUAUUUUAAGGUUAGGGUUAGGUAUAAGGUUAGCCACGUGAUUAAGUUAAGGAUUAAGUUUAAAAUCACAUUUUAAGAAAAUAAAUCGUAGAAAUAGGCGGGGUUUAUGACUUUGUGGCCGUGGUAACUGGUGACGACCGUGUUGUUGUUUCCUUUGAUCAGACUGAAAAUAAGUUUCCUGCAAAAUAUAUUUUUCAACGACCGCUAGAAGAUGGCGAUGAAACGAACAUCAAGUUAUUCCCUAUUUUUUCUGUUUAUGUCGUUUAUUUUAGCUGAGUCUGCACCUCGACAGUUGAACACGGAAAGCAUUCUGAUCAAUGUGACAGCAGGGACAUUGGAUGACACACAGGUGCAGGAGUCCAACAACUUGCAGAUUAACCUGAAUAUUUCAGUGGAUGAAGAACAGGUGCUCAUCAAUGAUAUCCCUGUGGAGUUGUCAGGGGUGACUAGGUUGAACUGCCAGGCCUUGCUGUUGGAUACCAUCAAUGGAACCAGUGAAUUUGAAUCUGGUGACUAUGUGUCCACUGUCACCCGGGUGAUGGUGAGCCAGAAUCGCCUGUGGAGUGAUUCAGAAGAGGUGGUGGCUCUCCAGGUGUUCAGCGAGGUCAUUGAGAUGGAGGGGAAAAAGGUCCAGCAGCCAGAAAUGUGCGAAGUGAAGAUACUGAUGAGCCCCAAUUUCCAGAAGCUUGCUCAGUAUACCAACACCUACCCCAUUGGACACAGUGAGAUCUUCAGGAUCCCAAGGGAAAAUGAUGUGGUCAUCACAGAUCCAACAAAUCCUAAAAAAGCUGAAGACCAAGUGAUGUCCCAUACCACCAUUCAUUACCCUCUGAAGCAUGCUGACACCACCCAGGAGGAGAUUGCUGCCCCAGGCAAGCUCCCAGAAACUCCCCUCCGCAUGGACCCAGACUUGCUGUAUGAUAACAAUGAUGAGGAUGAUGACUUGAGAGGGCUGUCGGAUGAAAUGCGGACAGAGGCACCGCUCAAAGAAUCCAUCUCCUCUUACAGUGCCAUGUGUCGAUGGGUGGAGGAGGUGAGGGACCGCCUGCGACGCUUCUGGUCUGAGUCCUUGCCCCUGUUCUUCUUGAUCAUGUGGGUGGUGGUGAUUGGUGUGGUUGGGUCAGCGGUCAUUGUCAAGAUCCUGGACAUGCUCUUCCCAACAUGUGAACACAAGGGAAUUUUCCAUUUAAAUCCUGUGACUCUGAUGCCUGAAGACGAGAAACACACCCUGCUAGAGAACAUUGAAAUAGAGGCAGAGGAAAAAGAAUUAAAUGAAAACUGAAGACUGAUGAAAUGGAGUCUGAUUGCAGCUGUUGACAAGGCAUUAUGUGGUUAGAGAAACCAUCAUCUUUUUGUAGCACUUUAACAUGCAUUGCAUACACAUUAUUUGCUUUAUACCCUCUACUCAAAACAUGAAUCUGUUAAUACUGCAAGCAGAUCAUACUUAUGGACCUAGCUACCUACUGCACACUGUUACUUUUAAUAUUAUGAUUGUUACAAUAUUACUUUGUGUUAAGAAGUUUGGAUAUACAGGUAGCCUAGCGGUGAAGUGUUGGGCCAGUAACCUGAAAGGUCGCUGGUUUGAAUCCACGAGUUGACUGAAUAUGCCGAUGUUCCCUUGGGCAAGGCACGUAACCAUAAUUGCUCAUGUAAGUCGCUCUGGAUAAGAGCAUAUGACGAAUGUAAAUAUACCACACGUUAAUAUUGAUUUCUUAUUGGUUUAUUUUGUUAUUGCUCAGUUCAUAUUUUAUCAUUGACUGGAGGAUUGAACUGAGGAUUGUGUUUGUCUGCAUGCAAGACAAACUGCUUUUAUUUACUGUUUUUUUGAGCCAGUACAUAUGUCAAGGCCUCACCUAUACAUUAAUUGUAAAAGGAUCAAAAACGAAAAAAUAUUGAAUGUUGCUAUUGCAUUUUGACUAAGCUCGACUCUUGGCUGCAGUAAAGUUCAUCAAAUGGACAGGAAGGCCUAGUCUUGCACCCAUAAGUGCAGUGCAGAAUAAUGAUCAAAUAUGAAAUCUAACCAUUUCAAUUGUUUGAGAAGACUGUUCCUACAGUGGCACGACCUCUGGGGCAUAUUCACUUGGCUCUCUGUCACAGAAGAUACAGAGACCUAGAAAGUAUAGCAUGGACAUGAACUGGAGAAGAGAUUCAUUUCCAGUCUUUACAUUCCAAUUAUGUUCACUCUGGAAACAUUGCAUUCACAGAAUAAGCCCACGCUGCUUUAAUAAAUGCCUGUUUGUAUGCAUUUGAGCUGAAUAUGGUUAACAGACGUUCUUUGCAAUUAAUGAAAAUGGUGACACUUAUGACCUUUUUUUAUAAAGCGCAUCUUGUCUCAAUAUAGUUAUAGUCAGACCUACUCUUCUCCCAGUAGCAUAUUGGCUGGUUUGCCUCAAAGGCAUGACCAAAAUAUAAUAGUAUCAAUGUGAUUCAAGGCUAGGCUCCUGGUUGACGUACGCAUGGCAUUGAAUGGGGCCUUGGCACAUUGACUUUCUGCCUCAGCAGAACUUGCAGGAGAGGCCGUAGUAGUGAAUGCAGUUGGCGGUCACAGAAACCGCUUCAUAGAAGGAAACUGCAUGCCGAUUUGAACUUCAGUGAAUGGGUGAAGAACGCAAGUUAUUUUACCUUUUUGUUGCUUCUAUGGUGCCUCAAUUCCAUUUCAGUCUUGUGUUGUACUGAAGCAUGGGAGCAUGACUUGUGUGCAUAAUGUAUUUUCAUUCUAAUCAAACUACAUUGAAUUCCCAAAUGCUGCUCAAUAAAUGUGUUUCUGUAAUGUUCGUGACAUUCACGCUACACAAUACAGCCAGGUUACAUGCAAAUAAAGCACAUGGAAGCCUUGUCAAUGCAAGUAA